AUGGAAGAUAUUGACUGGGGAUUGCUCUCAUCGUAUGCCGGGUUGUUGACAUUAGCGAGUACGUCUAUAUACCUGGGCUCUUUUGGCUCUCUGCCUAAUCCGAAGGGAAGUGAAGGUGAAGAAGGAGAUGAAGAUGUGGACGUCGAGAUGGUAUCCUCGGAGGAUGCAUGGUUGUUCCCACUAAUUGGAUCUGGGACACUUCUUGGUCUGUAUACGAUCAUUCAAUACUUUGGAAAGGAGUGGAUCAACUGGCUUCUUGGGAUAUAUUUCUCUAUCGCUGGGAUGGGUUCUGUUUGGAAGUCGUCGAUCUCGUUGUACGUCUUCUUAGUGGGACAAAAUCGAUGGAAGAAACAUGGAAAGCAUACCUUUACUAUCCAUAAAGAUAACCACAAAAUUUUAUCUCUCUCUUGGCGUAUGCCUACAUUAUUCCUACUACCUCUAUCCAUUAUACCCUCGGCACUAUAUACGUUCUCGGCCACGAGUCGAAAGUCUGUUCUUCUUACAGAUAUAUUGUCACUCUCCUUUUCUCACAACGCACUGUCCCUCCUUAAAAUCGACUCUUUCAAGACAGGCACAAUACUCUUGACCGGCCUCUUCUUCUAUGACAUUUGGUGGGUCUUUGGGACUAGAGUGAUGGUCGAAGUAGCGACCACACUAGACGUUCCCAUCAAGCUGUUAUGGCCCAAAUCUAUGACCUUGUCGGACUCGCGGGGUUUUACGAUGCUUGGAUUAGGUGAUGUUGUCAUCCCUGGUGCAUUCAUAGCUCUUGCCCUGCGGUACGACUACCAUCGUUUCUCUGGCCAAUCCCACAGCGGAUCCCAGUUUUCCAGACCUUACUUUUAUGUUUCCCUAUCAGCUUACGUGGCUGGCUUGGUAACGACGCUGUCAGUGAUGCACUUUUUCGGCAAGGCGCAACCGGCGCUGCUGUAUCUAAGUCCUGCAUGCAUCCUGUCCUUUGUGAUCACGGCGUUCUGCCGCGGAGAGCUUUCUGAAGCGUGGGACUGGAGCGACGCACCGCCGCCGGCGUCGAAAGACCAGGGGGCUGGAGAUCCUAUGGAAGAGAAAGCAGCGGAAGGCGGAAGUUCCGAAUUGAAAGACUAG
Molecule: messenger RNA, 1101 nt
Organism: Guyanagaster necrorhizus
Lineage: Eukaryota; Fungi; Basidiomycota; Agaricomycetes; Agaricales; Physalacriaceae
Product: peptidase A22B, signal peptide peptidase
Exons: 6
Coding region: 1-1101 (366 amino acids)
Biological process (GO): membrane protein proteolysis
Cellular component (GO): cytoplasmic side of endoplasmic reticulum membrane; membrane; lumenal side of endoplasmic reticulum membrane
Molecular function (GO): aspartic endopeptidase activity, intramembrane cleaving
Source: RefSeq, a predicted model, not a curated record